Messenger RNA from Trachymyrmex cornetzi, 1752 nucleotides. RefSeq names its product aminopeptidase M1-like. Gene Ontology annotation, molecular function: metalloaminopeptidase activity; peptide binding; zinc ion binding. Gene Ontology annotation, cellular component: membrane; cytoplasm. The record is from RefSeq and is a predicted model, not a curated record. The transcript has 7 exons. The annotation marks the transcript as partial. Gene Ontology annotation, biological process: proteolysis; peptide catabolic process. Lineage: Eukaryota; Metazoa; Arthropoda; Insecta; Hymenoptera; Formicidae.
AUGAAAUUUCUAAAGGCGUUAUGUUUAGUAACUCUUAUCAUAAUAAGUUAUGAUUUUAUAAAUAAAAUAUAUGGCUCGAAAAACAAGAAAAACGAAUUCCGUUCUGAAGUUGAACAAAUUGGCCGUUUACCAACAUAUAUAGUACCCACGAAUUAUAACAUCAAGUUGAUACCAAACUUCGGAAAGAACUAUACUGCUUAUACGUUAGAAGGCGAAACCAGUACCAGGAUCCGUAUUUAUAACAAAACGCAAUAUAUACAAUUACACCAAUAUUUUUUGUUUAUAUUUAAUACGCCUAUAUUGAUUAACGAGAAUAACGGCAAGAGCUAUGAAAUAUUAUGGGAACAACAUAUGUAUAAUUCUACAACGCAUAUAUUAACAUUUUACCUCGCGGAGGCUCUCUCGCCUGGGUUUUAUAUUCUGAAUAUGAAAUUCUACGGUAUGCCGGUUCAUCCCAAGGAAAAUGUUUUAACAUUUGCACUUACAAAAAGAAUACGAGGUGUAAUGUGGUUAAACGCAGUGCAUUUUCAACCUAUUAGGGGCCGACGAUUAUUUCCAUGUUGGGAUGAACCAGCAUUUAAAACCACUUUUAAGAUUUCUAUACAGCAUCACAAAGAUUACAUGGCUUUAUCGAAUAUGCCGAUUCAAAACUUAGAGCUUGCGGAUAAUAGUAUGGUUUGGACACAUUUUCACCCUACUCCGUUAAUGUCAACAUAUCAUGUGGCAGUUGUGCUGACCAAUUUUCCCUUUCAUCGUAUUAACGCAAAUACCAUCGAACAUCAAUUUAAAUGGUGCAGAACAUAUUCCGCACAAUAUACAAAAUUUGCGGAGAAUAUAUUUGAAAUUGUUACAUCACAUUUAGGAUUCAGGUUCAAUAAAAAAAUCGCAAAAUUAGAUCACGUUAUUCUUCCAGAAUCCAAAAGUAUGUGGAAUUGGUAUUUGCGAGAUGGCAUGUCGCAAUGGGGACUUAUUUUUUAUAGGGAAAGGAGAAUUAUGUAUAAUAAAGCAAUAGAUCCUCCUUCACGUAAAAUAGAGAUUACGCGAUUAGUGGCACAUAAAGUAGCACGUCAAUGGUCAAGUAAUCUCAUCAGACUAUCUGAGUGGUCUUAUUUAUGGAUAACCGAUGGUAUUGCAGGAUUGCUUGCAGCAAAUGCCAUUAAUGAGAUUUUUCCAGAUCCUCGGAUAUUAGAUUUAUUUGUAGUUCAGAUUCAACAUGAUUCUCUUAACUUGGAUACCCACUCCCUUAUGAAACCUCUUCAACGAAAAAUUAAUGACAUUGCUGAUAUAGAUUUGCUUUUUACCUCUGUUUCUUAUAUCAAAGCACCUGUUAUAUUUCGUAUGCUUCAACAUAUACUUACUGAUGUGGUAUUUUGGGAGGGGAUCAAUAAGUAUUUAAACAUGGAAUUUAGUCAACUUAGCUCUGAAAGCUCUGCCUCCGAUUUAUGGACCGCUAUGCAAAUUUCUAAAUACCAGCCUAACUUAAGAAGCAUAAUGCGUAAUUGGACAAUGACGAGUCAGUACCCUGUGGUAAAUGUAAUUCGAGAGAGCCGAAGUGGCAAUAUAAUAAUAUCACAGGGAAAAAACACAUGGUGGGUACCUAUAACUUAUACCACACGAACAGAACUCAAUUUCAAUGACACUGUGCCUCGCCAUUGGCUAACCCCAGAUGUUCAGGAAAUAAUUAUUUCAAAUAUUGCACAAUUUGAUUGGAUUAUAUUGAACUUGCAACAAACUGGCUACUAUCGCGUUAAU